UUCUGCUUGUGCGCACCUUUCAUUCCCAACUCCAUUAUCAGCAAUACUGAGCAGGAGAAGGUGGCAUGGUGUAUUAAGCCUAGCCACAGCACACAUCUCAUUUCCAAUGGUGUCCUUCAGGGCAUUCAGUUACUUCAUAUGUCAGAGUAUAUCCAGAUCGCUGGUUUCAUUGACUAG
Suillus fuscotomentosus is the source of this 177-nucleotide messenger RNA. RefSeq lists its product as uncharacterized. The record is from RefSeq and is a predicted model, not a curated record. NCBI's taxonomy places the organism in Eukaryota, Fungi, Basidiomycota, Agaricomycetes, Boletales, Suillaceae. The annotation marks the transcript as partial. The transcript has a single exon.